UCACCCAAACUCCAUUUCAAUUGAUUGUGAAUUUGUUUCUUUGCUUCUGUUAUUAUUUGUAACUCAAUUUCAAUCAGCAAUUUAUGGCUGAGAUUUGUUGUGGUGUUGUUGGAGCUGGAGAAACUCCUACUACAAAUAUUGAACCAAACUCCCGAACUUCCCGUCGCCGGAGUUUGGAUUUUCUUCCGUUGAAAUACAUAGCUAACGUGGCAAUUCCACCGGAGAAUAUUUCCCGGAAACGUCAGAAGCUAGAUCUACUUGUUUCUCUCCCUCCACCGCGGGAGUUUGAGAACACGAUUGAUAGAUGUGAGGAAUCAAAUGAAAACGAAGUUGUUGCUGUUCCGAAUUGUGUGAAUGUUUCUGAUUUAGAAAACGAGGUUACCGUUGCUGAAGAGUGUCCUAAGUAUGGAAUAACAUCGGUUUGUGGAAGGAGACGAGACAUGGAAGAUGCUGUUUCGGUGCAUCCUUCUUUUUGUAAAGAAAAGAAUGAACAAAAUCAGAAACCGUUUCAUUUCUUUGGUGUCUACGACGGUCACGGUUGCUCACAUGUUGCAACUAUGUGUAAACAAAGGUUACAUGAAAUCAUUGAUGAUGAGGUAAACAAAGAGAAAGAGAAAGUUGACUGGAAGUCAACGAUGGAGAAGAGUUUCAUUCGGAUGGACGAAGAGGUUUUGAAAUCUAGCAAAACUACUCAAAGCUUUACAUGCAAGUGUGAGCUUCAAACUCCUCACUGCGACGCCGUUGGCUCCACCGCGGUCGUCGCGGUUGUCACGCCGGAGAAAAUCAUUGUCUCUAACUGUGGAGAUUCACGCGCCGUUCUUUGCCGUAACGGCGUCGCCAUUCCUCUUUCCUCCGAUCACAAGCCGGAUCGACCCGAUGAGUUGGAUCGGAUCAACUCAGCUGGAGGACGUGUGAUCUAUUGGGAUGGUGCAAGAGUGCUUGGAGUGUUGGCCAUGUCAAGAGCCAUUGGGGACAAUUAUUUGAAGCCAUAUGUUAUUUCGGAACCUGAGAUAACUGUAACAGAGAGGAGUGACGAGGAUGAAUGUUUGAUUCUGGCUAGUGAUGGGUUAUGGGACGUGGUGCAAAACGAGACGGCGUGUAGGGUAGUGCAGAUGUGUCUCAAGGCGGAGAAGACGGUGUCGCCGCCGGGGUCUCCGGGGAGUGAUGUGGUGGGAGAUGGAUCAGAUAAGGCUUGUUCCGAUGCUUCAAUUUUGUUGACGAAAUUGGCGUUGGCGAGGCAUAGUUCGGACAAUGUAAGCGUGGUGGUUGUUGAUUUGAGGAGACAUCAACGUCAACGAUAACAAUUAAUAAUAAUAGGGUUUAAUUAAUGGAUUUGGAAGAAAAAAAAUAUUAUUUAUAACCGACCAAAACAAAACUUAUGAUGUGUACUAUGUAUGGACAUGUAUGUGGGAUGGGAUUUUUUUAUUGAUAAAGAUGGGAGGAAAAUGGUGGGGCCUUAAGAUUUUUCCUAAUGAUUCUAUGAGAUUUUAGUAGUUUAGUGUUUGAUUAAAUGAAAGGUUAAAAUUGUAUCUUAUUAGAAUUGAUAAAAUAAGAAAUUUGAAUA
Molecule: messenger RNA, 1564 nt
Organism: Vicia villosa (hairy vetch)
Lineage: Eukaryota; Viridiplantae; Streptophyta; Magnoliopsida; Fabales; Fabaceae
Product: protein phosphatase 2C 37-like
Exons: 4
Coding region: 84-1301 (405 amino acids)
Biological process (GO): protein dephosphorylation
Cellular component (GO): cytosol; nucleus
Molecular function (GO): cation binding; protein serine/threonine phosphatase activity
Source: RefSeq, a predicted model, not a curated record